Capronia coronata CBS 617.96 is the source of this 2619-nucleotide messenger RNA. RefSeq lists its product as uncharacterized. Lineage: Eukaryota; Fungi; Ascomycota; Eurotiomycetes; Chaetothyriales; Herpotrichiellaceae. Bases 1 to 2619 code for a protein of 872 amino acids. The record is from RefSeq and is a predicted model, not a curated record. The transcript is spliced from 2 exons.
AUGUCCCUGACGCUGCUUCAGAAGUUCGAGGACGCCAACGAUGUCGCCGACGACGUCAAGGAUGACUCAAGGCGGGAUUCCAUCCCACAGGACGAAACACCUGCGCCUGAGAAACCAGUCGAUCCUGAACCCGCAUCUCAGGAAGAUGAACAACCUAAAUCCGAGCCAACAGAGACUGCAGCCUCUCCCGAUGAGAAGGCGCCCGAUGUCGAUGUAGACAGCGUCGCAGUGGACGAUUCCGUCUCUGUUCAGCCUCCAGAUGCCCUGCAGACACCCACUAUAAACACCCCUGAACCCUCUACUGACAAUGUCGACCCUGCUGAGAGGGCUCCUCCACCGAAACCUCCUCCGCGCCCUUCAAGAUUUCAAGGCUUCUCAGCCGCUCUACCUUCAGUUCCUUGGGGACCGCCUCCUCCUCCCAGAAAAGCCUCCGAGGCCCGCGCACCGUCUCCGCAGCCGCCUCAAACAUCGUCCUCCUUUGGGCGCAAAGUGACCACCCCUUUUGGAUGGCUGAGCCGAGCCACAUCCACGCCCAAAGAAAGCCGCUCUCCUCCACUAGCCUCAAGACCACACCCUGAUGCUCGUCGGAACACUGCCGCAUCCACCUCCACCAUAGGAAGCAAUCCCGAUCUGAUGUUGAAGGCUCUGGAUGAAGCACAAGAUGGAUCGAACGGGCAAAGACUGCCGUCCCGAGCCUCUCUCCGCGAACAAUUUAAGAUGCUGCGAAUGCGAGAAGAAGCAGGCAUAACUAGUCUGGAGGGUGAAAAGCCGGAGGGUGGAGCGAUCGCGGGACUUGUUGGAGGAUCGGCAAGCGUUGGUGUAGGCAUAGCCACGCCUGGAAGUGUAGGCCAUGACGAGAACAUGGUCUCAACUCCGGUCUUGUCGCCAACGACUGAGACGGUUCCCACCAACCCAAAUCUACCUCCUGGGACAGUUGCAGGAGUAACAGCUUCUACGGCCGACACUGCCACACCAAUAGAUUGGGAUUUCUGGCAGAAUGUCGUCAAUGAAGGCCCUCAAGCCGUUGCACGAACGAGUCCCGAUGAGUUCACCCAGGCAAUCAGUGGUGGGAUCCCGCAAACAAUCCGCCCAGUCAUUUGGCAAGUUCUCGCCGGCAGCAAGAACGAGGAACUCGAGGCGGUAUAUUGGGACCUCCGCUCCAAAGGCUCCAACGGGGACACCAAGGAGGGCAUGCCCAAGUCUCCGUUGCUCAAUGGGCACGCCAAUGGUACUGUCAAGGACAAAGAGUCGGCAGGCUCGUCCAGGUCGUCGAUUCGGUCGGAUCAUUCCACACCAGCUACCAGUGCACAUGUGGCAUUGGCAUCUCCUUCGCCGUCCCACGAGCUGACGGACCCCAUGAUCAGCACACGCCUUCAGACCCAGCUAGCUGCGGAGCGCGCAAAAAAAGCAAAGGAGGAUUCCGCAGCACUGGCCAAGCUAGAGAAGAUGAUCAAGCGAGACAUGGGCUCGAGGACCAGCUAUUCGAAGUAUGCGGCAGCGGCAGGCUUGCAGGACGGACUCUUCCACGUCUGUCGAGCUUACGCCCUAUUUGAUGACGCUGUUGGCUAUCCGCAAGGAUUGAACUUCAUUGUUAUGCCUCUGCUCUUCUCCAUGCCGGAAGAAGAAGCCUUCUGCCUCCUGGUGCGCUUAAUGAACAAAUACCAACUUCGUGAAUUGUUCAUUCAGGACAUGCCAGGCUUGCAUCUGCAUCUGUACCAGUUCGAGAGACUCCUGGAAGAUCUUGAACCUGCCCUUUACUGCCAUCUCAAUCGCCGAGGUGUCAACCCCAAACUCUAUGCAACUCAAUGGUUUCUGACGCUGUUCGCCUACCGGUUCCCCCUUCAACUCGUUAUGAGGGUAUUUGAUUUGAUUUUGUGUGAAGGAUUGGAAGGUGCCAUCUUGAAGUUCGGCAUGGCUGUCAUUCAACGCAACGUAUCUACCCUGCUAGCGAUGCAAGAUAUGCAGGCUUUGACGAACUUUUUGAAAGAGAAGAUCUUUGAUGUGUACAUUGACGCCACUCCUUCGUCCAAAUCGAUCUUGGAAUCGGGUUUCUUUGGCAGCUCAGGUGGUUCAGAUACCGAGGUCUACCGAGCAGAUCUUCUUGUCCAAGAUGCUUGCUCCGUCAAACUCACCCCAGAAAUGCUUAAUCGGUAUCGCGAGGAAUGGGAGACGAUGACCAAAGCCGAGAAAGCGCGCGAAACCGAGCUCGAAAACCUCAAGACCGAUUGCGCUACCAAAGCCGCCCAGAUACGGUCACUCGAGAAACGGGUAGAGAAGUCCGACGCCGAACAUAUCGAGCUGGCCAACGAGCUGGUAAGACUGAAAGUUGAGAACACCGAGCUCCAAGACCGCAACGAAAGCUUGGCCGGCCAGGUUGAAGAACUGCGCAAAGUCGCGGCGAGUGAAGCUGCCAAUGUCGAGGCCAGAAUGAGAGCCGGCACCGAACAAGUCAUGCAAAGAAACAUCGAAGUUCAGAACGAGAACCGUCACAUGGAAGAACAGAUGGCCGAGAUGGAAAAAGAGCUCGUAGAGAUGAAGAUGAAGUAUGCUGAGCUCAAUGCCGAACACGAAGGGCUGAAGCAGAAAUGGAACGACCUGAAACGAGCACUCGAGGAUUAA